Molecule: messenger RNA, 1383 nt
Organism: Macrosteles quadrilineatus (aster leafhopper)
Lineage: Eukaryota; Metazoa; Arthropoda; Insecta; Hemiptera; Cicadellidae
Product: SOX domain-containing protein dichaete-like
Exons: 1
Coding region: 304-1140 (278 amino acids)
Biological process (GO): anatomical structure morphogenesis; regulation of DNA-templated transcription; cell differentiation
Molecular function (GO): DNA-binding transcription factor activity, RNA polymerase II-specific; RNA polymerase II cis-regulatory region sequence-specific DNA binding
Source: RefSeq, a predicted model, not a curated record
CAUAAACAAGGCUCAGUGUCCAGGGUAGCGUGCGUCGUGCGGGCUAAACUAACUCUAAAUUUCGGAUUUUAAAGACUUUUUAUUUCGGUAACAAUGUUUGGUAACAUAUGUGUAAUACACUCGUUAUAUCCACUGUGGGGGACAAUGAAAAGUAAAGAAACUGAUUUAUUAUUGUUCAUUGUGUCCAACAAUGCAGUGGCAAUUCUGUACCUGGAACCGGGGGGCCAAUGGGAGCGGGAGGCGUGGCUUGACUGGAGCGGCGCAAUUGGCCGCACGUACCCCCGCCCACUCUAGGAGGCAGGGAUGCCAUCCUUGCCGCUCCACAGUCAGUUUACUUCUGCGACCCGAACAGUGAACAUGACGAGUCACGCGUAUCCCGGGUUCACGAUGAGUUCGCCGAUGGAAGGUCAAGAGCAACACAUCAAGAGACCCAUGAAUGCCUUCAUGGUCUGGUCCAGGAUACAACGGAGGAAGAUCGCACUGGACAACCCCAAGAUGCACAACUCCGAGAUCUCCAAGAGACUGGGCGCCGAGUGGAAACUCUUGACAGAAAUGGAGAAGAGGCCGUUCAUAGACGAAGCUAAAAGACUGCGGGCGAUGCACAUGAAGGAACAUCCCGACUACAAGUACAGACCUCGCAGAAAACCAAAGUCUCCAGGUCAAACAAGUAUCCCCAAGGGCUCGCCGACUCUGUACCCAACAGGACCCACCACGGCUGCAGCGUUCCCGAGCUUCCCGCUGCCUCCGUACUUUGCCUCGCCUUCGCCCCACCUCGAGAGUCUUUCCGCGGCAUACCCUCCACUUCCGCACUACUUCGGGUCCGCCUUUGACGCCGUCCAUCUCUCCAAGCUAGUCCAGAACCAAGCGGCCACCGCGGUUUCUUCAGAGGCCUCCAAGUACGCUUCCAACCCCGCCGUCGCCGUUGUCAGCUCGCUCUACUCCUCGCUGUACCCAACAUCUGCCUCAGGAAAGCUGCCUCCGCCGCCACUGUCGUUCUUCCACCAGCCUCCACCUCCACCGCACUUCCUGUUCUCCGGCCAGCAGUCUCCAAGCUCCAGCCCAGGGUCUACGCCCACCUCCUCCGCUUCUACUACCCUGGACAUCGACCAGCUGAGGAGGCCCGUCUCCGUCAUAUACUAGGACCAAGUUUUGUCGGAGGUAAGGAGUUACCGGACCCAGUUACCUACCCUUGUGUCGGACAAUUGAGUGUGUUUCCAUUUUAUCUGUAGUCGGUAAGUCCAUUGGUUUUUCUAUAUUUUUAGUCAACGUUAGUAAAUGUUUUCGAUAACUUAGUGUAAUGCAAAGUUCAGUUUUGAUUGCACAAACACUUAUAACCUAUAUUUAUUUCGAGUUUAUAUAUUUUUAGUUAGUUAAAUUAUUAGU